UGACAGACAUGGUUCCUCCUGAUCACGUGAUCGGCUCAGCUCCGCGGCCAUGAACAUCUGCAAAAUGGAGGACCGUGAAGCUAAAGAACCCGAGCAACUCAGAAAGCUGUUUAUUGGAGGUCUGAGCUUUGAAACCACCGAGGAGAGUUUACGGGCUCAUUUUGAACAAUGGGGAAGUCUGACGGACUGUGUGGUCAUGAGGGACCCCAACACCAAGCGAUCAAGAGGGUUUGGCUUUGUGACAUACGCUGCUGUGGAGGAAGUCGACGAAGCCAUGACAGCAAGGCCUCAUAAAGUUGAUGGCCGUGUUGUUGAACCCAAGAGGGCCGUGUCCAGAGAGGACUCAAAUAAACCAGGCGCCCAUCUGACCGUGAAGAAGAUCUUUGUUGGUGGGAUUAAGGAGGACACUGAGGAGUACCACAUAAGGGAGCAUUUUGAGAAAUAUGGAAAGAUUGAAUGCAUUGAAAUCAUGGAGGAACGCUCCACUGGGAAGAAGAGAGGAUUCUGCUUUGUCUCCUUUGAUGACCAUGACACUGUGGACAAAAUUGUUGCCCAGAAAUUCCACACAAUCAACUUCCACAAUUGUGAGGUCAGAAAAGCUCUCUCAAAACAGGAAAUGAGUACCAUGUCCACUAACAGGGGCAGGAGUGGAGGAUCUGGAAACUUCAUGGGGAGAGGUAGUAAUUUUGGAGGUGGUGGCAACUUCGGUCGAGGAGGCUACGGUGGAGGACGAGGUGGUUAUGGCGAGGAUUUUGACAAUGGUCCAGGAGGAAAUUAUGGUGGAGGAGGAGCAGGUUAUGGAGGGGGCCGAGGGAGCUAUGGAGGUGGGGGUCCAGGAUAUGGCAACCAGGGUGGUGGAUUUGGUGGCAACUGCGAUGGCGGUUACGGAGGCAAUGACGGAGGAUAUGGAGGAGGAGGAAAUUACAACGACUUUGGGAACUAUGGUGGACAGCAGUCCAGCUAUGGACCCAUGAAGGGAAACAACUUUGGUGGCAGAAACUCGGGUGGACCUUAUGGCGGUGGCUAUGGCUCUGGUGGAGGCGGCAGUGGUGGUGGUGGUGGUGGUGGUAGUGGUGGUGGUGGCGGCGGCAGCGGAGGGAGCUAUGGCUCACGGCGAUAUUAAUUAUUUCAUGUUUUGGCUUCAGUUCUUAGCAGGAGAGGCGAGGAGGUGAGCAAAGGAAAUGUCAGGAAAGCCGCAGGUUACUUUGAGGCAGUCAUCUGAAAGCAUUAGAGGAACACUCAAGUCAGACAUUACUGCAGCUAAAUCGGAGAAGUUUAUGGAAGAAGGACUGUAUACACAAGACAUGAGUGCAGAUGAUACUCUUCCCUAAUUGUGCUAGAUGUUUCCCUACCAAGCUAUUUUUUUUCUUGUGUGCGUCUGAAGUGUGUAUAUUGUGCCUAUGGUAUCAGGGGUAAAGAGUAAAUUGUAAUUUUUUUUUUUUUUUCAAAUCUGAAGUCAGUUCUUAAUAACUUUACUUUUUUAUAUGGCUUAGUUUUUUGCUGGUGAAUUAAUCUUUUGUCUUUUAACUUUUUGUUUUUGCCAUAUAGCAUAGUUAUAUCAGGCCCUCAGAGGAGCUAGAAUUACUCAAUUUUUUUAUUUCUGAAAUUAUUAUGAUUGCUCAAUUGCAAGUGUCAAGUGUAUUUUCAUUUUGUAUGUGAAGCACAGUAUGUAAAUCCUUCGUAGUACCAACAAAUAUAUAAGCAGUCUGGAUUAGAAUUAAGGGAAUCCCUCACAAUUCUUGUUCCCAGCAAACCAAAUUCUAGAUUGUGCGAAUAUUUUGAUUAGAAGAAAAAGACCGAAUAAAAUUGUGUAGUAAAGUAACAAGAGGUUCAGUGCAUCAUUGGUUCAGAAAAAGAUCAAAUGAGUUAUUGAUUUAUCUGUUGCCUGCACAUUGUGACUGUGAAGUUAUUAAGCAAAUCAGCCUGUCUAGAAUUGUUCUUCUCUUUUUGGGAGUAUUUAAGACUUCUGUGGGUGAAAUAGUAAAUAUACUGUAUUUAUUUGUACAAGGGUCAAUGAAGAGGGAGUUUUGGGUAGUCCUAGGCCAAGGGCCCAUACACCACCUAUGCCAGUGUUGAGCAAGUAGGAUUAUAACAGCCACAAGCACCUGCAGUUGGGCCCUUCAGCAUCGCUAGUGUGGAAGAUUGCAGAUGACUGUCAGACAGGACGUCUUCAGCCCCAGCACAGUGGACCAGUCAGCAUUUUGAGAGAGAAGUGAGAAGGCAGCAUCGAGCACAACGCCCGUGGAGGAAGCUUGCAGUGUCGUUCCCGGUAGUGAGCAUCUAUCUCUUUCAAGGCUAGCUAAACCCUCCAGCAGCUGGUGCUAGCGAAGAAAGACUAGUUCCUGGACACAUUGGAGAUCCUGUUGAGUCAGAGAUACUGCAGUUUUACCCACAAAUGCUAGAUUUCAGACAUUAACGAGAAAAGGGAGUGAGUAUUUCACAAAAAGCUGACUUAAGAAGAUGGAGCAGGUAAGAGUAACCACUUUGCUUGAUUUGCAGAUGUGGAAAGAGGCAUUCUCUUCUUGCUGAAAAUCUGUAAAGACCUGAUAACAUGGAAGGUUCUGGAUGGGUAAGACUUUUUCAAAAUAUUAUCCAAGGCUGCUCAUUUUGUAAUCUUAUCAGUGCACACGGUUAUCAUAUAAUGUGCAAGGGUUAUUCUAAGGUAAACGGAGCAGGAAGACAUCCAGUAUUGCUCCACUUUGACGAGAAUAAGCCUGUGACCUUAACCACACUGCUGGAAAAUACCUUGGAGGCUAAAUAUGUUUCCAUGUUAUAUUACCUUUGCUAUCAGUCAGAUAGUCCUGAUACAGUUGAUGGUGCCGAAACACCCAUGGGGAUGCAACAAAUGAUCAUGCUCAGAAAACAAACACACAUGCACUCAGUGGCCACUUUAUUAGGCACACCUGUGCAAUCUAUUACGAUUCAAUACAGCACAUCUACCAUGAAUUCUGCGUUUUUGUCAACAUUGUUGGAAAUGAGUGAAUUUAAUGAUAUAUUUAUUACAGAGGUCAUAGUUAAAGGUGGUGUUGUACUGGACUACAUUAUAUUGAGAGGUGUUGAUAACCUUUUGUCCUCCCUAUUAGCAUAGGACAGAACACUUCUCAAUAUAAUGUAUUCCAGUAAUACGACCAUUAACUUUAACCUCAGUGUUAAAACAAAUCUAAUAUCUGCUUUAUGACUGUAUGAAAACAUUAAAAGUAGAUAGGCAGAUCAGUUGUAUUGGAUUGCAUUAGAUUGUACAGGUGUACCUAACAAAGGGGCCAUUGAGUGUCUACUAAUGCCAAGCUUUCACUCACGUCAUGCAAUGUUAAAAUGUUCUCGUCAGUCUGUAAAUAAGCAGAACGAUGUAAAUAGAAACAGAUUUUUAACUCUAAAGGAACUUGAUUGUUACUGCAAAGGAAGGUCAUAUUUGAAAAAUUCAAAAAUAGUAUUUAAUUUACUUUUAAAAAAGGGCUGGUAAUCAGGUCUGAUGCCUAAUCCUCUGCCACAGUGGCACCUCCCAAAAAACUAAAACGAAAGCUUUUACUUGACCAGCCGUCAAAUGAACGUGGUCGAGCUGUUUGAACAGAGGAACUGUGGUCACAGGUUGAAACACAAUAUACAGAGUAUUCACGAACACUCGUACUUGGCCCUCUGCCUCAGAAGUGUAAGUAUAUAUGGCUUUUGGUUAAAAAGCUUAAAACGUUUCAUCCAAUGCUGACAUGUAGUCUUCCCGUGAGUUCAAAAUAAGUUGAGAUGUCGAGGGACAUUUUUUAAGGUUUCCCUGAAACUGGGAAGUCCACACUUUCUGCUAAUAUACUUUUAAUUUGCAAUUACUGAACUUGAAGAUGUGGCAGUUUUACCGUAAGUGACAUUUAAACAUUUAUUCCAAUAAAAAAUCUUAAUAAAAUAAUACAUUUAGGGUAAUGUAACUUCCUUGAGAUUGAUGCAUAUCAAAAAAGAAUUUAAAUAACGUCAAACAUGUUACUCUAUCGAUGGUUGACCCCAAUGAUUAUUGCGUUUGAAAGAAUUCAUGCACGCACUGUUAAAGUUCCACGUAGGUCUUGUCUACUCGGUCUGAAAAAUGGAGAAACAAUGCCUGCUGAAAUGUUUCUGAAACAGUUAAAGGUUAGUGUUUCUGCAGAGGAAUGUAGAAUGACCAACUUCAUUACACAGAAUAAAGCUGUGCUUGGCAAAAGCACACCAGUGUCAAUGAACUGUUGGCUAAACUGUAAAAAUAUGUCAAGUGUGACUUGUUCUCCUAAAUAAAAAUGUUUUCCCUGA
Molecule: messenger RNA, 4263 nt
Organism: Cottoperca gobio
Lineage: Eukaryota; Metazoa; Chordata; Actinopteri; Perciformes; Bovichtidae
Gene: hnrnpa3
Product: heterogeneous nuclear ribonucleoprotein A3
Exons: 11
Coding region: 50-1123 (357 amino acids)
Biological process (GO): mRNA splicing, via spliceosome
Cellular component (GO): catalytic step 2 spliceosome
Molecular function (GO): mRNA 3'-UTR binding
Source: RefSeq, a predicted model, not a curated record